Molecule: messenger RNA, 5236 nt
Organism: Orbicella faveolata
Lineage: Eukaryota; Metazoa; Cnidaria; Anthozoa; Scleractinia; Merulinidae
Cellular component (GO): nucleus; cytoplasmic ribonucleoprotein granule
Molecular function (GO): RNA endonuclease activity; mRNA binding; metal ion binding
Source: RefSeq, a predicted model, not a curated record
UCAAACAUAAUUUUUUUUAGACGUGAUUUCAGCGGAGAUACAAAAAUGUGACCCCAAAUUUGGACAAAGGAACGCAAGGCAUUUUUGUAGCAGGGGUAACCCCCUUUUCCGGUUGGCUAUUUCCCUGGAGACGCGGACGACAUAAAUUAUCAAUUCUGAGUUAAAACCGUGUUGUCCGGAGAUGCAAAGUAAAUGUUUUCAAACAAGAACAACUUGCGCGUGAAAAUCUAAGUAUCUUUCGAUUGUUCUAGUUACAGUACUAUUUGCAAAGGAAGUAGUUCAAACUUAAUGACGUCAUUGCCAAGUGUCAGCGUUUCCGGUGUCUCAAAAAUCUUGAUCCCGCCCUCAUUGUCAAUCGACCGAAUGCAGAAAAACAUGAACGCGUGGUCGGAUUGAUCAGGGAAAAUGGUUCUCAAGAAUUUUCUAGAAUUUGUUCUAUUAAAAGAGCAAGUUGAUCAGAAAUUCGCGUUUAUAGUGAAGAAAGUUAAUUUUUUAUUCGACGUUCAACUUAAGAGAGAAGAAACCCAAGACAAAGAACGUUGCUGGGUGAAAGUCGAAGGCAACGAAGAUGACAUUCGCCGUGCCAAGGACUACAUCAUAGCAUUUUGUUCAGGGACACUUUGUUCGCCCGAAGAAGCAGAGAUUGUUUGGAACGAAAACAACAAUACAUCGUCUCAAAUUGACAGCGCUUUGACAAAACAAGCUCCAUCUGUGGUCGACAUAAAGAAAGAAGAGUGUAACCGAGAUCACAUAACUCAACAAGCGCCGAGCAGCGUUGAAACGACUGUGCUAAAGAAGCCCAAUCAGGUUGAUUCGGGGUUGAUUUCGCGGACCGAAAUCUCGAACGAUUCUAGUGCCGACAGCAAAGAAUUCGAUUCUCAAAGCCAGGAAUGUGCUGAUGUAGCUACUAGCUGCGAAAAAGAGGGACAAAGGAAGGCAAACGAAAUGGUCGUCAAUCGAACUGUGGUUAAAAAGCCUGAUGAGAUCGAGGAGAAGGAAAAAGUCCGCGAUUCUGAAAAUACUUGCGAUGUUGCAGCAAGUGGGGAGUCGUUGAGAUACUUCGCUAAGAAACUCGGUUAUCACGAGGACACGAUUGCAACGGGGCUCAGCAAGCUUGGUCCUUUAGCCGACACGAACUCGCUUUUAUCAGAACUAGUGAAAGCGCAGUCUUCAGUAAAGCAGUUGGAAGAGGGAUCGUCUACUUUCUCGUACGAGAAACCUCAUCCAGCGCUGGAAGAUCCGAGUUGUCUGAGACCGAUCGUUAUUGAUGGGAGCAAUGUCGCGAUGAGUCAUGGUACCCAGAGAGUGUUCUCAUGCAGGGGAAUAGGUAUUGUGGUGGAUUGGUUUCUCAAAAGAAAUCACCGUGACAUCAAAGUGUUUGUCCCAAAGUGGCGGGAAAAGUCUUCACGGCCUGACUCACCUAUUGUUAACCAAGAAGUUUUAAAAAGGCUUGAGCAGGACAGGCUUCUGGUUUGGACCCCAAGUCGAACAACACCAAAUGGUAGAAUUAUAAAAUGUUACGAUGACAGAUACAUUAUAAAGCAUGCUGCUGAUAAUGACGGUGUGGUUGUUUCAAAUGAUAACUUCCGUGAUUUGAUGGGUGAAAGCCACGAUUGGAAGAAGGUCAUUGAGCAGCGGCUGUUGAUGUAUACAUUUGUUGAUGACAAAUUUAUGCCUCCAGAUGACCCUCUCGGUCGACAUGGCCCAACCUUGGACGAGUUCCUAAAAAAAGGGUCGGGCAAAUUAUGCCCGUACCUGCGGAACUGUACUUAUGGGAAGCGAUGCAGAUUUCUUCAUCCUGACAGAAAUCCAGGGAAGGAACUGGACUCAUAUCAGCCAAGCACCGAGCAUUUGCCCCCAGAAGUUCCUUAUGGUCAGGUUUCAAGACCAAACCGACCAUUGCCUCCUUGUCCCCCUGAAGUGCCACAAAACACAAGACCACUUCCUUCAGUACCAACAGACUUCUGUCAAAAACCACUUCCACUUCCACCACAUAGUGAAUUUCCUGCUGAGAUGGCAAGAGUGUUUCCACCUACUCUACGCUCAGGCCAGGGAAUAGGAAUGGGCCAGAGGCGAUCUGACCCCCUACCAGGUCCUAAGGGACUGCCUCCUGAGGUCCAGAUAAUGCAGGACCGUUUCCAGCGCACACACAGUGUGCCAAGUGUUCCCAGUGUGCAAGAACAGGCUUGCUGUGGUCCUCCUCCUGGUGCCAUCAGUCCAGUAGUGAGACGUGGUAGUGUUCCACACGUUUGCCAUCCACCACCACCAUAUUCAUCCCCAUCAGGGCCCCCAGAAAUUAUGGUUCGUGGUGGUUCAAUGCCAUUGCCUAGUUUUGCAAAUGACAGUGGUGUAGUCAGCAGUGAAUGGAUGUUACAAAAGCAGAUGUUUGGCAGGCAGUCAUACCCAUAUCCACCACAAUUUUCGUCCAAUCCACCAGUCAGCAGCCAUCCACCAACCAGUCUGCCAAUGAAUCAUUGGAACUUUCCUCCAUUUCACCAGCAGCACCAUCAGUAUGCUGCCACACAUCAGCAGUAUCAGCAUUAUAGCCCUGCACCACCAGGGUAUGCUCCAGGUUACAGACGCACUCCCUAUCAAGGUCAGAGGAAUGGUUAUUUCCGAUCAAGAGCACCACCAAUAAUUGGAGGAAUGUGCGAUGAUGUCACUGACAAUCCAAGAGAAAGUGGUGACUCAUCACACGAGGAGCUUCGAAUCCAAGCAUAUGACAAACUUUGUGAACUUUUCCCAGAUGAUGUGGAAAAAGUCUUGAAGUUACUGGAUAAGUACUCAGAUGAAACAAGUGUUGAAACAUUGACCCAACAUAUGUUGGACAAUACAGAUGAUUAGUUACAUGUAUGUAUAGAAUUGUUUGGUAUUCUGGCUUACUAUGUGAAGUAGAAAAAUAGAUAUUUUACAGAAUUUUGGUAGUGCAAGAGUUUAAGUUGGUGUACAGAACGACAAAAAUAUAUUGUAAUGUCAUCCUUUAAACUCUCAAUCAUAUAAAGUAUGAUCUAUGACUUGACCAAACUUACUCAAUAUGUGAAAAGGUACAAAUCAAGUACAAAAUUGGUUUCCUUGAAACAGUUCUUCAAAGUAGGAAGAGUUUUUUUGAUGACCACAGCAUGUCAACAUGGCUCAAUGUCAGGUUUCAGAUUUUUGUGCUGUUCUUCAAGGUCUUCUGCUCCUGAAAAUUAAUCUCAAAGGUAAGUAGUCUAGUUUGUAACUUGAUGCUUUUAAUAUCUUCGUGGAUGUAGAGGACUCAAAGAAUGGUAUAUGCAUUUGACUGUUAAUAACUAAAUGAUAGAUUUGGCAGUGAUAGUAUUUUUUUUUAAUGCCAGAAAGUUGGCAUUUAUGGCGGUUUGAUCGUAAUAAUUUAGGAGAAAACAACAGAUUCAUUUGACAAUAUUAAUUUUUGUAAAACAAUGUUUGCAAGUUGCAUUAUGCAGUCAUUUUAUAAAUGCCAUAAUAUACUCCUUAUGUUUUAUUGAGGUUUGAUUGAAGUUAAAAGCAAAGUAUUCGUGCAGGAUAGCAGUUGAACUGUUAUAGUUCAUGCAUUUUGAUGUUGACAUGCUGUUGUUUUACAUGCGGGUAGAAUGUUAGACUUUAAGAUUUUAAGUACAGACUGGGCAGGAAAAUCAUUGUUGGUUACUAGAAGAUCAGUAAUGAGAAAGUCAAAUCUGACAGAUAUUUCCUCAUAAAGUAGUCCAGGUUGUUUUGGAAAACAUGCAUUAGAAUUAUGCCAGUUGUUGCGGGGAAGCAAUUCAUGGUGGUGUAUAGUAUCGUAACAGACUUUUAGCCAGGAUUGGAAAAAUAGGCCUCUAAAAAGUACUAUAGGGCCUCCUCAAAUGAACAAUAUAUCAGGCAACAUGAAAAAUAAAACAAUUUUAUUAAAUUUUAUUACUUUAGAAAGUGGCCGUCCGUGGAUGCCUGGACACCCAUCUGGCUAAAAGUCUGUACCAAAAGGAGAACACAAAGACCAUAAAUGAAUCCAUCUUGAAUAGAGUACAUCACAUGAGUCGGGGAUAUGUAAUCUGUUUAAUAUGGCAGGAAUUUUAAGACUUUUUUGCAAAGAUGAAGGGCAUUUGUAGAGCAUGUUGAUUGAGACAGAACUUAGUUUCUUGCUGGUCAAGAAACUUUUCUUGCAGGGCAAGAAGGUUUUCCUACUUUUCCAUCAAAGGUAGAUAGAAUAUUUUCUAUGCAUGCACUCAUUGACCCCAAGCUGCCUUAACCUUGAAAAAUUCCCAACAGAAGUAAACAAAAUGACAAGAAUCAAGAUAAGAUAAGUGAAGUAUUGAAAGAAAUUUGAACUAGGAAAUGUUGGUCUUGAUUUACAAACAUAUUCUCAUAACCUGCCAUAAGCAAUGUAUGGUGAAUUUCUUAGGAGAAUUACCAGUUUGAACUUAAGAAUGAUUCGAAAGGGUUAAGCUGGCUUUUGUACUUAUUUCUUAUAUUUACUGUUGCAUUGUUGAGUUAUGAGUGGAAUAACAAUGUGAAAGCUAUUUUUAGCAGUUUAUUGAUAAUUUAUGUUUAAUGUAUUAAUCCCUGUACAGUUUCGUAUCAGGUUUUUUCUGAUGUUCACUUUUUAAAUGUUUGCAUUGUAAAGUGAUCCUUUUAUCAUUUUUGUAGGUAAUUAAAUUUAUUCCAGAGCUUAUUGUUAGACCACAUGUAAGAUUUAGAUCAUAAACAUUUCAUUAAUCGUACUUACAAUUUCUUUAACACCUAAAGGAUAUAUCAAAGAGAAUGUCGACCAUUUUAAUCAGAAUAUUGAUAAACGGCAGUCAAUUAUUGUUACUGCAGCCCAUAAAAUGUUUAGAGUAUGUAGUUCAAUGGUGUCUGUUAUCAGACUUUUUCAGCAGUCAAGAUUAUGAUAACUGAAUCAUCAGGCAUUAUUUGAUAAUAUGAACUUCAUUGAAGUUGCGUGUUCAGAUUUGCUAAGGUUAUCCAGCCUCCUUUGGAAAAAUUUUACACAAUGGUGCAACACAUUGAGGUGGUGCAAUCCUUGGAAUAAUAACAAUUAACUAUAAAUCUGACAUGAAUUUGAACGAUAAGCUCCGGGCAGAUUGCUCUUUGUGAGAGCUUGUGAAUUAGUUUACAUAGGAUGAACGUAAGGGAUGUGCUAAUUCAAUCCACUAAGUGCAGUUUGUUAGUCAAGUGGUCGGCUGUUGGUUAAAAGUAACUGCAGUUGUAGGCAUGUCACCCAAGAAAGAAACUGUCAAUAAAGCUUUUAGAAAACAAGAGG